This is a messenger RNA of Arctia plantaginis, 2766 nucleotides long. The record is from the annotation of a GenBank genome assembly. Lineage: Eukaryota; Metazoa; Arthropoda; Insecta; Lepidoptera; Erebidae.
AUGGCUGUUGUAGAAGACGAAGUUAUAAAUGAUUCCGAAGAGGAAAAUGAAAUAGAAGUUGUAGUGGAAGAGGACGACCCUGAACAGGAUUCCGAUGAUUCUGAUGAUGAUGACGAUGAUGAUGAUCUCGAGGUACUAGAGAAGAAAGUGGCCGAGUUGGAGCAGAGGGUUACUGAAGAUCCCUACAACUACGACCAGCAUAUUGAAUUGAUUCAAGCAUUAUGGGGCUUAUCGGAAUUGGAACGUUGGCGCGCUGCUUUCGAUCGUCUGAAGCAGAUUUCAGCACUGCGGGCAGAGCACUGGCUGAUGCGCCUACAGGCAGAGGAAACAUUGGCUCAUACUGAUGCAUCACGUGAACAGAUGGUUGAACUAUUCAAACAGGCGACACUGGACUGCUACUCCAUACCCAUUUUGAGCGAGUGGUGCUCCUGGUUAAUAGGCGCAAGUGAUGCGAAGUUUGCCCGGAAGAACUUUGAAGAAGUUUUACAUCGAGCUGGUCCUGAUCCUCUUUCAGGCAAGAUAUUUUGGAACGCCAAGCUCGAACUUGAAAAGACUGAAUUGGAAUCUAUGAGGGAGACUAUUGGAGAGACUGAGAGAGAAAAGAAUGCCGAUUAUAGUGCUCAGAAGAAGCGAGUUCUGUGGUGUUUUGUGGAGAUGCUCUCUAGGCCUUUAUUAAGAGGAGACGAGGCGCUUGUUCAAUUAGAAGAAUUUGCGCUGACUUUUCUUGACAGUGAUGGGGACCAAUACCUUGAUAAUAUAAAAGUUAAACAUUAUGCUGCAAUGGACUAUUUGCAAAAAAUAACACCAUUUGAGGACAAAUUACUGACAAUAGAAAAUCCCGAAGAGAAGUGUACGGUGUACCAGGAAUAUAUAGACACAGUCAAAGUGUUGUCUCAGGAGGAGAAGUACUCCGAAUGUGACAGUGCUGGAAUACUCAGAGUGCUAUACGAUCGCGCGACGUACGAGUGCCUGAACAGUUCCGGCGCGUACGCGUUGUUGGUGUCGUACGCGCGCGAUUCGCGCCGCUCGCGCACGCUGGACGUGUGCGUGCGGCGCUGCCCCAGGAAGGCCACUUUCUGGACACUCAAAAUGCAGCAUGCCGAGCACGAGGAGAAGAGCUUCGACGAGGUUAAAACAAUAUUCGAGGAUGCGCUGUCCAAAGGCAUGGAGACUUACAAACAAGCGGAAGCUUUGUGGCUCAGCUACCUGGAGUAUACCCGGCGUUGCACUGCUUUCGAUAACGACUCCGAAGUUGAGAGGCUACGGCGUACCUUCCGUUUAGCGUGGGACUCACUGGCUGAGGCGUGGGGCGACGAAGCUAAUGAUUGUGAAGUGCCGUUGUACUGGGCGCGCUUGGAGUACAAACUUAUGAACGCGCCCAAACAAGGCAAAGAGAUAUUCGAGGAGCUAUUCAAAUAUGGCGAAAACAAAACAAUGUCAAAGUAUUGGGAGGCACUAAUUGCAUUAGAAAGUAAUCGCUCACCCAAACUAUCAGAAAACAAGUUACGCGAAUUAAUGCGUAGAGCGCUACGGUCUGUUCAGGACUAUCCUCCGUCUAUUGCCAGGCUGUGGACUGACUAUGAGAGGGACCAUGGUCAUUUGCAUACACUGAGAGAGUGUUUGGACGCUUGUGAGGCGAAAAUCAAAGAGUGGCGGGACAGCUAUCAAGCAAUGAAAGACAAAAUGAUUGGUAAAAAACAAAAAGGAAAACAGCCGGAGAACAAGAAAGUAAAGGUAGAGAAAAAGAAGGCUAUGAAAGAAGAAGCUAAAGAUAAGAAGGGUAAAAGAAAAUCAGACGGAAAAGAUGAUGAUAGUUAUGUGAAGAGGAAGAAAGAUAUGCAAAUGGAUGUUGACAAGGACAGUGGUGGAGGAGUGAAGAGGUUGCAUGAAGAUGAUGAUGAUGAGGAUGGAGACAUAACAAAACGUCAGAGGACUGAAAAUUCAACAAGUCCACAUCGUCUUGGCACAAGAGACGCUUGCACAUUGUUUGUUAGCAACUUGGAAUUUAAAGUCGAUGAGCAGAAACUAAGAGAUAUAUUAUCACAGUAUGGCGACAUUAUCUCACUGCGCGUCAGAAAAGGCAUCAAAGCUUUCGGUGGCUCCAUCUGCUACUGCCAGUAUAAAACAACAGCAACUGUAGAAGAGGCUUUGAAACACGACCGUAGUCCCCUCGACGGUCGCCCUAUGUUCUUCUCUCAAUAUUCGGCAAAAAAGGGCAAGCCUACAUUCAAAUAUUCUACAGAAGCUGAGAAAAAUAAAUUGUUUGUAAAGAACCUGCCCUUCUCAAAAUGUAACAAAGAAGCACUUGGAGAAAUAUUCGAUAAGUAUGGCAAAGUGAAGGAUAUAAGGGUGGUCACACACAAAGACGGCAAAGCGAAAGGCUUAGCGUAUAUAGAAUACGAGGACGAGUCGUCGGCGGCGCGAGCCGUGGAGCAGGCGCACGGGCUAGUGCUGUGCGACAGGAAGCUCGACGUGGCGCUGAGCGCGCCGCCCCCGCGCGCCGCGCCCCUCGCACCGCCCCUCGCACCGCCCGCGCUCGGCGCGCCCAAGAGGGACGCGGGGGGAGGCAUGCGACGAACACAACUAAGCAGUUUCAUCCCAAGCGUUCUACAGAGGCCGUCGACGAGCGGUGUAACAAUAAACACAUUUACGUCACCAGCCAACGAUAGCCAAACAACCAAUGGCAGUCUCAGCAAUAGCAAUAGCGAUGAGAAGCGACCACUAAGCAACAGCGAUUUCCGCUCACUGCUGCUCAACAAGAAAUAA